AACAUCCCUACUCCUUACAAAGAUCGGCCAAAAAUGAAGGGAUCGACCAAGGUAUGUUGUGUGGUUGUACUUUAUGCAUUGACGGUUGUACUCAUGGGUCAUGUCCCAACCGCGGAGGCGGCAAAUUGCAACUACAUGGAGCUUGUGGUGUGUGCAGGGGCAAUCACGUCGCCACAACCGCCAUCGAGAGAUUGUUGCGCUAAAGUGAAGGAGCAAAGGCCUUGUUUCUGUGGGUAUCUUCAAAACCCCUCCCUUCGUCAAUAUGUCACUCCUGAUAACGCUCGACGAGUUGCUAGACAGUGUGGCGUUGUCAUCCCUAAAUGCUAGAAAUGAUUUGGGGUUCUGAUUCUAAAAGUGUUCUACUAUGUUAUAUAAACAAGUAAUGUUUUUGGAAUUACCACGAAAAAUAAUGGUAACAUAUGAAGUUGAAUAAAAUUGGCUUGUUUUAUAUUUCAUUUUAUGAGAAUUUAUUUUUGUGUU
Messenger RNA from Cynara cardunculus var. scolymus (artichoke), 480 nucleotides. RefSeq names its product non-specific lipid-transfer protein 2-like. The transcript has a single exon. Gene Ontology annotation, biological process: lipid transport. Bases 34 to 327 code for a protein of 97 amino acids. Lineage: Eukaryota; Viridiplantae; Streptophyta; Magnoliopsida; Asterales; Asteraceae. The record is from RefSeq and is a predicted model, not a curated record.